Dentiscutata heterogama is the source of this 632-nucleotide messenger RNA. Lineage: Eukaryota; Fungi; Glomeromycota; Glomeromycetes; Diversisporales; Gigasporaceae. The record is from the annotation of a GenBank genome assembly.
GAAAUUAUUUACUUCCCUGCUGUACAAAUCCCGAAUUAACUGUCCAGUUUACUGGAAAUCUUAAAGAUUUCAAAGAUAGUGACGUAGAAGAAUGGGUCCAACAAAUAUCGCCCUUCAAAUUCUUGCAUAUCCGUAAAAAACCAGAGGAUUUAGACGCCUCGAUUUUUUUUCAUGGAAUGGGAGAAGAAACAUAUUAUAAACCCGAUAAUAUAAAUAAAAAAAUUAAAUUUAGGGCGGCUAAGUAUUACAAAAAAUCCUCAAAGCAAGGAUUUAUUACGAUUCUCCCUCACAAUGAACCUGCUUUGGUUCCUCCCUACAACGAAUCUGCCCUGGUUCCCCCCUACAAUGAACCUGCCUCGGUUUUUCCCUACAACGAACCUGCCCUGGUUUCUCCUCUCAAUGAGCCUGUUCCAGGUUCUCCCUACAAUGAGCCUGCCUCGGGUUCUUCCCACAAUGAAUCUGCACUAAUUUCCCUUCGCGAUGAACCUGCUUUGGUUCAAAGACUUGUCCUGGUUCCAGAUACCCUAAUUCAUGAAUUGAUCAAUAGAAUGAAUGAACUUGAAAAAAGAACUGAGGCAUUAGAAGCACUUCAUAAUAACAAGAAAAGAAAAGUUAUUGUAAUAGAUGAUUAA